Penicillium angulare is the source of this 4848-nucleotide messenger RNA. RefSeq lists its product as uncharacterized. The record is from RefSeq and is a predicted model, not a curated record. The transcript has 2 exons. Bases 1 to 4848 code for a protein of 1615 amino acids. Lineage: Eukaryota; Fungi; Ascomycota; Eurotiomycetes; Eurotiales; Aspergillaceae.
AUGGGGGUCAAUACCCGCCGACCCGUCCUGCCCGCUCCUACAGAAUCCCUCGUCGAUACUCCGAACGAAAGCGUAACGGGCACAGAUUUGGCAACUGACCUUUCUCGCCGUACAGACAAAACGUCGUACUCGAUCCCGGACGACGGAAGCCCCAUCACCGUCUCCACCCGGCGCCAUCGGGACCGGGACGACAAACUGUCUCACUCACACCGCGACUCUCAGACCUCCCUCCUCAUCGAAUACUUUGAGGGUGGGAAGGGCACCACUGGAAUCGUUUCAAGACCCAGUGUUCGAGUUCGAGUCACGCCCUCAGGCUCCAGAAAAUCAAAGGAUAAACAAGAUCAUAUUCAAAUCACCGAGUCCGGCUCCAGUCGCAAGCCAUCAUAUACCCGUCGAAUCUCACUCACCUCGCCAUCCUCCAAACCAAAACAGCUGACCGAAUCAAAUUUGGAUGAUCACAGCCUCAGCGAUAGCAAUUCUGCCGAGGAGGAAGGUCAAAAUUAUCAAUCGUCAAGACACCCGCCAGUCGAAAUUGAGUUCAUGAACCGUGAUCGUCAUCGUGAUCGUGAUCGGGGUAGUGAAAUAUCGGCUUUUUCGCGUGGUACCAGAGGUAUGGCUGCUUCAUCGGAUAUCUCAUCUAUGCCGGCGGAUAGUAUGCUGGAGGGUGGUUCUUCCAAUGCCCCACGGCGGAAGCGAAGUCAAAGUCUAGAGCGUGAAGCGAGUCGCCAAGACAAAGGUUUACUGAAGACUCCAUCCCGACAACGCAGUCGCAGCUUAAGUCAUGAGCGCAUCGCACAUCGAGUCGCUGAGAAGCUCAAUGGAUCGCCUCAAGAGACAUCGAGUGGCAGGAAGAGCCAUCGAAGAAGCAAAACCCGGAGUGCUGCGAAAGACUAUUUGGAGGCUGAGCCGACCAAGUCCUCGUCGCGCCGAAAACGACAUGGAGAUGAUGAAUAUAUCCCCAGCCCCGAGUCUAGCCUACUCAGUACCUCUGCUGUGUCUUCAAAUCGCAAGUCAGACGCAUAUUCCGUCCGAUCUGGCGCCUCAAAAUCAUCCAUCAAUAACCCCAAACUCUUGGAGACAGUCGAAGAUGCAAUCCGACGAUUGAUUCUACCGGAGCUGAAGGAGCUCAAAAAGGAUCAAAGGACCAUGUCGAACAAGUCCAAGUUUGACCAAGAUAUGACAACCUCAUAUUCGUCCGCAAGCUCUCGGGAUGGAUUGGGCCGUCGCCUUUCAAAACACGCCAGUGCGCCUGAUGUCAUGAAACCCAAAGUUGUCCUCAACAAGGAUAGCAAAGACGAGGGUAUUCUUCUUUCCGGAGAACCAGGUGUCCAAAACAAAGAGCGCAAGUCGAGCAAGAGCAGCGACGCAUCUGAUAACGCAUGGGUGAAAUGGGGUCGACCUGAACUCACAGAGUCAGAAAAACUUCGCCGACAAAAGAGCAAGGGCCUUCGUGAUGCACAAGCAGCAGCACGAGUGGGCUCAGCUCUAACAGCAGCUUCUCUCAAACAUCACGACUCGCAGUCCAGUCUUGGUGAAGGAGAGCGAAGAGGCAGCGGAUCUCAAAAAAGUGUUCCAAACUAUAAUGAAACUGAACUCGUUUUCCAAAAGCACAAUGUUCCUGCUAUGCCUAUGCGCAGUGAAAUCGACUCAGAAUUGACCCGAACCUCAUUGCUUUCCGAGCGAACUGCCAGCCCUACCCCUCGCAAGCAAUUAUCACAGGCCGAGAUCUCUCGUGGAUCGCCGCGACAACUCGUUUCCCCAACCUCUCGCACACCUACUCGCACUCCUCUGGAUUCACGUUAUGAACUUGGUAUGCGCCAUGGAAAUCAGUCUCAGCGUGACAUUUCCGUUCACAGUGCUUCUGAUCGCGACCUUCGCGCUAAAAGCCAGUCGCCCGCAACGGAUGGUGGAAGUGAAUGGGCCAUUGCAGAGGCCGCAGCAGCUAAUCUGUUGGAUGCUGCUCACCCAGGAACCCGUGACUCAUAUGGGGAUUCGUACGAGACUGGUCGACAACUCAGCCCCAUUCAGAGCGUUGCUAGCGAGCGUACCGAAACACAUGAUGACCAGUAUUACAACAAGCACCACGCGGACGCCCAAAGAGAUAUUGAGCCCAAACUUUCCAUUGAUUCUCUGUCUUCAGCCCCAAGCACAAACCUUGCCCGAUCCACCCGUCAAGAUGGAGCUAGCCCACACAGCCAAAGUCGAUUUUCUCGACAUGAUGAAGAGGGCCUUGAACUUGGAUACGAGCAAUCUCGCCAUGCCUCUGCUGAGGAUGGUCUGUAUGGACCCGAUGAAGAGUCCAGGCUGGACGGUUCUAUCGGCGAGGAUGACAGUGAAGUUGAUUUCAUGGAUCGAGUCAAGGAGGGCCAGCAUGUCGCACCUGUUAUUGCUGCCAAUCCUCAGAUCAUACAGGCAAUGGGUGUUGAGUCGGCCGUGGCUUCUUUAAUGGACCCCUCAGUUCUCGAGCAGUCAGUUCUUGAGAGCCAGUCUAACCACUCUUUCAACCGUUCUCAAACCGAUCUCGCCCCACGCUCUGCAAGCCGCAGCCCCGAGAAGCCUGUCAGCGAAGGUUACCGUGGAAGCCCCCUCAAGCAACGCCAGGAUGCCGCUAGCCCUGAUGAAACCUCUUUCACCCGCCGAAUGGGCGUGAGCUCGCCUCCACAGAGCGUGACCCAGUCCAUUGAGGACCUUGAAGCGGCUGGUAUGGCGGCUGCAGCUGCCCGAGGGAUUGGAAGCCCUAUCCACGAUGCGGAUCAAUACAGCCAAGAAUCAGAAUCCGAGAUCAACACCAACCCGUCUAUUAUCCAAGGCCCCAUCGGUGGCGUCCCACAACAAACAGGUGAUCAUUGGGGAUAUGACACUCGAUCGCCACCUGCUGGACAGGCCCAGUAUUACGACGAUACUGAAUCAGUUGGUGCACCAAAGGAUCUUGCCGAAGGCCAGCCUCGUAACCUGGAUGCCGAGUAUUACGAAACUGCCAGAAACAUCUUCGGCGGCGAUGAGUACUAUCCCGACCAGCAUAGCCAGCAGCUAUUUGGAACCCCUCCUGGGGCCAAAGACGAGGGUUAUGUCUCAGCCGCCAACCCUAUGUCUCCGAGCGUUGGCACCCCCAAGCAAGGAACUCGUGGCAUCGAAGCUGCGGAUGCUUUAGAUAGCCCCGGUGACGCUGAUGCAUUCUCUCCUAGCCACCAACGCCACUUCAGUGGCUACUCUCAUGGAGUUGGCUCACCACUGUACGACAGUGCUACUGGACAUGGCAUUGAGAGGAUCAAGUCCAAGGACAUUGUGGCUCUCAUGGAUCACCUCACUGUUCGUGAUGCGCAACGGAAUGCUCGGGACACCGAAAUGUUGGUGACUUUGGUUCGUAGCGCUGCUGAGAUGCGUACCUCGUUUGAUGAGAUGAAGAAGUUCAUCGCUGAGCAAGAUGAACGAAUGAUGAACACCAACGACAAGCAUCACGAGCGCACCCAGAGAUCCCUUGGUGGGCCUCGACCAUUGCCUCCCAGUGCAUCUCGCACUCGUCAAUUGAACGCAGAGGACGACGAGGACUUGCAAACCAAGCGCAAGAACAUCUUCAAGCGUGCGCUCAAGGGCAUGAGCUUGAAAUCAGGCAAUGACUUGUCCAAGAUUGAAGGCAUGCUGGAGCAACUGCUUGAUGAAGUUGAGGCCCUUCGAGAGGGCCGUGAAUUCCCUAGCCCUGGACCCACCCCCCGAGCUGGUAGUGUUGAUGCAAAUGCCUAUGACACUCAAGGCCAGAACGGCGCCUCUCAGGCCAACCGCGCCUCGUACAUGUCGAGCCCAUCCCGACCAGCCAAUGCCGAUCCCCGCGUUAGCACUGUCCCUGAGGAGGACGAGGACGAGGAUGACGAAAUUGAUGAGAAUGAUCCUUACAUGACUGCGCAUCUCCCUGUCCAAGAUGCUGGCCGCCACGAGAGAGCUGGAUCCCUACCUCUUGCAACACCACCCCGCAAGCCAUUAGCUUUAGGAACUCGCAGCAACGAGACGACUCCCAAGGCCUCCGCCGACAAGGCCGACAAGGCUCGCAAGCACAAGUCAAGCAGCUCAUCAAUCUUCCCCAAGAUCUCCCGCUGGUCCAAGACAACCGCUUCUUCUAUGGGCGACAACAUCCGCAACAGCAUCCAGCCUGCCCGAAAGGAGCGACCUUAUUCCGAGAACUUAUCUCGAUCUGGAUCCGACCUUGCCCGGGAGGCAUACAAAACUGGUGAUUACUACGAUCCCGAAGGUGAUGACCGCAUCCGCUCCCACUACAGCCUGGAUGAUCAGCAAGAGAACCGACCCCCUUCCCCAUUGGUUCCAUCCCAGGUCUCCGAGGCUCCCAAAUACCGAGCUCACCGUGGAAGUCUUGAGAUUCAGCAUCCUCAACCUCGCCAAGGUCCCACCGGCCGCUUCCAGUCUGCCCUCGAGACCCAGGCUCAGACAUACGGAACACCUGUGUCUCCUAACUCAGAGCAGUGGGGCUCUAACCCCAGCCUACCCGUUGCACAGCCCAACAACCGCUACAGCGGCGGUAGUCGUCUUUCCCCAAUCUCAGACGCCGGCUACUCAGAGGGUAGUUCCCGUGUUUCUGGACCCCCUCGACCCCCAAAGAUCAAAGACGAAGGUCCUUUGAUUCCCGAGCGUCCAUCCAAGAUCGCCGGAGAGGAGUCCCAGAAUUCUUACGCUGGUGACCGUGUUGUUUCAAGGAGCUCUGCUAUCCGCUCCCCACCAACCCGCAAACCUACUGGCCCUCGCCCCCUGACCUCUGGCGGCUCCUACAGCCCCAGCAAUAUCAAGCGCACCCAGUACCGAGGCAGUCCGAUGCAAAUCGACUAUGACGAUGAAUAUUGA